AUGUCCAAGCCUCAACCCGGGGAGGAGGAGAAGGUCCCAGCCGAGCAGCCGGGGGCUCACACCGUGGCCAAGCCCCCGAUGUCGCCCACCCCCGUGACCCCCAGCUCGUCACCGAGGGCUGGCAAGGCUGCGGCAGGGGACAAGGAGCAGAUCGUGGUGUACAACCCUGCUGCUCUUCGCCGGCCCACCCUGGCCAAGUUUGUGCUGGGUUCCUUUGAGGACAACUCCUCUGACGACGAGCUGGUGACCACGGCCUUCAGGGUGGGCAGCCGGCGCAGCAGCCUGGUCGGGAUGGGGGGGACCAGUGCUGAGCCCCUGGCUGUGGCCACCCCACAGGAGCCGGCCACUGGCAUGAGGCCCAGCAUGUCCGGGCUGAACCUGGCGAAGAGGGGCCGGGAGCACAGGAAGAUGGAGCUGCAGAGGGACUUCACCGUCGCCUCGCCGGCAGAGUUUGUCACCCGCUUCGGGGGCACCCGCGUCAUCGAGAAGGUGCUCAUCGCCAACAACGGCAUCGCGGCGGUGAAGUGCAUGCGCUCCAUCCGCCGCUGGGCCUACGAGAUGUUCCGCAACGAGCGCGCCAUCCGCUUCGUGGUCAUGGUCACCCCUGAGGACCUCAAGGCUAAUGCUGAGUACAUCAAAAUGGCAGAUCACUACGUGCCUGUCCCUGGGGGGGCCAACAACAACAACUAUGCCAACGUGGAGCUAAUCGUGGACAUUUCCAAACGGAUCCCAGUGCAGGCUGUGUGGGCUGGCUGGGGACAUGCCUCAGAAAACCCCAAGCUGCCAGAGCUGCUGCAGAAAAAUGGGAUAGCUUUCCUAGGUCCCCCCAGUGAUGCCAUGUGGGCUCUAGGGGACAAAGUCGCCUCCACCAUCGUGGCUCAGACGGUCCAGAUCCCCACACUGCUGUGGAGUGGGAGUGGUCUGAUGGCCCAGUGGUCUGAGGAGGAACAGAAGGAUCAGCAGAUGAUCAGCAUUCCCCUUGAGACAUACGCACGAGGCUGUGUGAAGGACGUGGAAGAAGGCCUGGAGAUAGCCAAGAGGAUCGGCUACCCACUGAUGAUCAAGGCAGCAGAAGGUGGUGGGGGAAAAGGCAUCCGAAAAGUGGAGGUAGCAGAGGAAUUUGGCACCAGCUUCCGGCAGGUGCAGGCAGAGGCCCCCGGGUCCCCCAUCUUCCUGAUGAAGCUGGCGCAGCACGCGCGGCACCUGGAGGUGCAGGUGCUGGCAGAUGAGUACGGCAACGCCAUCUCCCUCUUCGGCCGCGACUGCUCCAUCCAGCGCCGGCACCAGAAGAUCAUCGAGGAGGCACCCACCACCAUUGCAGACCCCUCUGUUAUCGAGGUGAUGGAGAAGUGUGCUGUCCGCCUGGCUCAGAUGGCUGGCUACGUGAGCACAGGCACCGUGGAGUACCUCUACAGUGAGGACGGGAGCUUCCACUUCCUGGAGCUGAACCCGCGCCUGCAGGUGGAGCACCCGUGCACAGAGAUGAUCGCCGAUGUGAACCUCCCCGCUGCCCAGCUGCAGAUUGCAAUGGGUAUCCCCUUGCACAGGAUCAAAGACAUCCGGGUGCUGUACGGGGAGAGCCCGUGGGGCGAUACUCCCAUCUGCUUCCACAGCCCCACCAACCCCCCCGUGCCCAGGGGACACGUCAUCGCCGCCCGCAUCACCAGCGAGAACCCCGAGGAGGGCUUCAAGCCUAGCUCGGGGACAGUGCAGGAGCUGAACUUCCGCAGCAGCAAGAACGUCUGGGGGUAUUUCAGCGUGGCAGCAGCUGGGGGCCUGCACGAGUUUGCUGAUUCCCAGUUUGGGCACUGCUUCUCGUGGGGAGAGAACCGGGAGGAGGCCAUCUCGAACAUGGUGGUUGCCCUGAAAGAGCUGUCCAUCCGUGGGGAUUUCCGGACCACGGUGGAGUAUCUGGUUAAGCUGCUGGAGACAGAGAGCUUCCAGAACAACGAGAUAGACACGGGCUGGCUGGACCAUCUGAUUGCCGAGAAAGUGCAGGCAGAGAAGCCGGACACGAUGCUGGGUGUUGUCUGUGGUGCCCUGAACGUGGCAGAUGCUGCCUUCAGGACCUGCAUGACUGACUUCCUGCACUCGCUGGAGAGGUUAAUAAAGAAGCUCCUUUUCUUGCUUUUAAACUCAGUUGAACUUCAUGCAAAAACUCCCUACUCACAACAAAAGCAGCAGGUUGCCCGCCAGUCCCUGACCACUUAUGUCAUCAUCAUGAACUGCACCCACCUGGAGAUCGACGUGCACCGCCUGAACGACGGCGGGCUGCUGCUCUCCUACCACGGCAACAGCUACACCACCUACAUGAAGGAGGAGAUCGACAGAUACCGCAUCACCAUUGGGAACAAAACCUGUGACUUUGAGAAGGAGAAGGACCCGACGGUGCUGCGCUCGCCCUCGGCAGGGAAGCUGCUGCAGUACACGGUGGAUGAUGGUGGGCACGUGGCUGAGGGCAGUGUUUUUGCAGAGAUCGAGGUGAUGAAGAUCAUCAUGACACUGACGGUGGAGGAGGCGGGGCGGGUGCACUACGUCAAGCGGCCGGGCGCGCUGCUGGAGGUGGGCUGUGUCAUAGCCCGGCUGGAGCUGGAUGAUCCCACCAAAGUGAAGCCUGCACAGCCAUUCUUGGGGGGGUUGCCAGCCCAGCAGACCCUCCCCAUCACUGGUGACAAGCAGCACCAGGUUCUUCGCAAUGUGCUGGACAAUCUCACCAACAUCAUGAAUGGGUACUGCCUACCUGAGCCCUACUUCAGCACUAAGGUAAAGGAGUGGGUGGAGCAGCUGAUGAAGACCCUGCGGGACCCCUCCCUGCCCCUCCUGGAGCUGCAGGAGAUCAUGACAAGCAUUUCAGGAAGAAUCCCACUCUCCGUGGAGAAGGCGAUCCGGAAGGUGAUGGCGCAGUACGCCAGCAACAUCACCUCGGUGCUCUGCCGCUUCCCCAGCCAGCAGAUCGCCAACGUGCUGGACACCCACGCAGCCACCCUGCAAAGGAAGUCUGAGCGGGAGGUCUUCUUCAUGAACACACAGAGCGUGGUGCAGCUCGUGCAGAGGUACCGCAGCGGCAUCCGGGGCUACAUGAAAACGGUGGUGUUGGAUCUGCUGAGACGCUACCUGCAAGUGGAGACACAGUUCCAGCAUGCUCAUUAUGACAAGUGUGUUAUCAGCCUGCGGGAGCAGUGCAAACCCGACAUGACACCUGUGCUGGAGAGCAUCUUCUCUCACGCCCAGGUGGCAAAGAAGAACUUGCUGGUGAUCAUGUUAAUUGACCAGCUCUGUGGCCGUGACCCCACGCUGACAGACGAGCUGACAGCCAUCCUCAACGAGCUGACCCAGCUCAGCAAGACCGAGCACUCCAAAGUGGCGCUGAGAGCCCGGCAGGUGCUCAUUGCCUCUCACCUGCCCUCCUACGAGCUGCGGCACAACCAGGUGGAGUCCAUCUUCCUCUCUGCUAUCGACAUGUAUGGACACGAGUUCUGCCCUGAAAACCUGAAGGGGGUCUUACUUCUGAUCCUCUCAGAAACCAGCAUCUUUGACGUGCUCCCCACCUUCUUCUACCACACCAACCAGGUGGUGCGCAUGGCAGCGCUGGAGGUGUACGUGCGGCGCGGUUACAUCGCCUACGAGCUGAACAGCCUGCAGCACCGGCAGCUCUCGGAUGGCACCUGCCUGGUGGAGUUCCAGUUCAUACUGCCCUCCUCCCACCCCAACAGAUUGUCUGUCCCUGUCAGCAUCUCCAACCCUGACCUGGUCAGGCACAGCACUGAGCUCUUCAUGGACAGUGGCUUUUCUCCCCUGAGCCAGCGGAUGGGAGCCAUGGUGGCCUUCAACAAAUUUGAGGACUUCACAAGGAACUUCGAUGAAGUGAUCUCGUGCUUUGCCAACCCGCCUUCAGAGAGCGCGCUCUUCAGCGAGGCACGAGCCACCGUCUAUGAGGAGGAGGAUGCCAAGAGCCUCCGUGAGGAGCCAAUCCACAUCCUCAACAUAGCACUCCACUGUGCCGAAUGCGCAGAGGAUGAGAAGCUGGUGCCCAUCUUUAGAGCCUUUGCCCAGUCCAAGAAAAACAUCCUUGUUGACUGUGGUCUCCGCAGAAUCACGUUUCUCAUUGCCCAGCAGAGAGAAUUCCCGAAGUUCUUCACCUUCAGAGCCAGGGAUGAGUUUGCAGAGGACCGCAUCUACCGGCACCUGGAGCCGGCGCUGGCCUUCCAGCUGGAGCUGAGCCGCAUGCGCAACUUCGACCUGACGGCCAUCCCCUGUGCCAACCACAAGAUGCACCUCUACCUGGGAGCUGCCAAGGUGCAAGCGGGUGCCGAGGCCACCGACUGCCGCUUCUUCAUCCGCGCCAUCGUGCGCCACUCGGACCUCAUCACCAAGGAGGCUUCCUUUGAGUACCUGCAGAAUGAGAGCGAGCGGCUGCUGCUGGAGGCGAUGGAUGAGCUGGAGGUGGCCUUCAACAACACCACCGUCCGCACCGACUGUAACCACAUCUUCCUCAACUUUGUCCCAAAGGUCGUCAUGGACCCUUCCAAGAUCGAGGAGUCAGUGCGGUCCAUGGUGAUGCGCUACGGGAGCCGCCUCUGGAAGCUGCGGGUCCUGCAGGCUGAGGUGAAGAUCAACAUCCGCCUGACGCCCUCUGCCCCCGCCAUCCCCAUCCGCCUCUUCAUCACCAACGAGUCUGGCUACUACCUGGACAUCAGCCUCUACAAAGAAGUGAGGGACCCCAGCACUGGCAGUAUCAUGUUUCAGUCGUUUGGGAACAAGCAAGGGCCACAGCACGGGAUGCUCAUCAACACCCCCUAUGUCACCAAGGACCUGCUUCAGGCAAAGCGGUUCCAGGCACAGUCCUUGGGCACCACCUACGUGUAUGAUUUCCCAGAGCUGAUCAGGCAGGCUCUCUUCAAGCUAUGGGGCUCCUCAGACCUGUAUCCCAAGGAUGUCCUGACAUACACUGAGCUGGUGCUGGACUCACACGGGAACCUCGUGCAGAUGAACAGGGUCCCUGGAGGGAACGAGGUGGGGAUGGUUGCUUUCAAAAUGAAGCUGAAGACCCCCGAGUACCCGGAAGGCCGGGACAUCGUGCUCAUCUGCAACGACAUCACCCACAAGAUCGGGUCCUUCGGGCCGGAGGAGGACCUGGUGUUCCUGAGGGCCUCGCAGCUGGCGCGGGCCGAGGGCGUCCCCCGCGUCUACAUCGCUGCCAACAGCGGCGCCCGCAUCGGCUUCGCUGAGGAGAUAAAGCACAUGUUCCAGGUGGCCUGGGAGGACCCUGCAGAGCCCUACAAGGGGUUCAAGUACCUGUACCUGACUCCCCAGGACUACAAAAGGAUCAGUACCAUGAACUCGGUGCACUGUGAGCACGUGGAGGAAGGGGGUGAGUCCAGGUACGUUCUGCUGGACAUCAUCGGGAAGGAGAAUGGAUUUGGGGUGGAAAACCUGAGAGCUGCUGGCACCAUUGCUGGGGAGUCCUCUCGUGCUUAUGAUGAAAUAGUGACCAUCAGUAUGGUGUCCUGUCGUGCCAUUGGGAUUGGUGCCUACCUGGUGAGACUGGGCCAGCGUGUCAUCCAGGUGGAGAACUCCCACAUCAUCCUCACUGGUGUCACUGCUCUCAAUAAGGUGCUGGGCCGGGAGGUUUACACAUCCAAUAACCAGCUGGGAGGUGUGCAGAUCAUGCACAAUAACGGAGUUUCCCAUGUCACUGUCCCAGAUGACUUUGAGGGGGUCUACACCAUCCUGCAGUGGCUCUCAUACAUACCCAAGGAUAACAAGAGCCCAGUGCCCAUCACUGCCAUAAGUGACCCCAUUGAAAGAGAAAUCGAAUUUGUCCCUUCCAAAGUCCCCUAUGACCCCAGGUGGAUGCUGGCAGGAAGACCUCAUCCAACUCAGAAGGGGACCUGGCAGAGUGGCUUCUUUGACCAGGGCAGCUUCUUGGAGAUCAUGAGACCAUGGGCUCAGACAGUUGUGGUUGGCAGAGCAAGGCUGGGAGGUCUCCCAGUGGGUGUCAUCGCCGUCGAGACCCGCACCGUGGAGGUGGCAAUCCCUGCAGACCCUGCCAACCCAGAGUCGGAGGCAAAGAUAAUCCAGCAGGCUGGGCAGGUCUGGUUUCCAGACUCUGCUUUUAAAACAGCCCAGGUCAUUCGGGACUUCAACCGGGAGCAUCUCCCACUGAUGAUCUUUGCCAACUGGCGAGGCUUCUCCAGUGGAAUGAAAGACAUGUACGACCAAAUGCUGAAGUUCGGUGCCUUCAUUGUCGACAGCCUCCGGGACUUCAAGCAGCCUGUCCUGGUCUAUAUUCCCCCGCACGCGGAGCUGCGGGGAGGCUCCUGGGUGGUCAUCGACUCCACCAUCAACCCCCUGCACGUGGAGCUCUAUGCAGACAAGGAGAGCAGGGGAGGCAUUUUGGAGCCUGGAGGAACAGUGGAGAUCAAGUUCAGGAAGAAAGAUUUGGUGAAGACCAUGAGAAGGAUCGAUACAGUCUAUGCCAAACUUGUUGAGCAGCUGGGGAACCCUGAGCUGCCCAAGGAACAGCGCAGGGAGCUGGAGAAGCAGCUGAAGGCCCGGGAGGAGCUGCUCCUGCCCGUGUACCACCAGGUAGCCGUGCGCUUUGCUGACCUGCACGACACCCCGGGCCGCAUGCAGGAGAAGGGCGUCAUCACCGACAUCCUGGAGUGGAAGAACGCCCGCUCUUUCCUUUACUGGCGGCUGCGGCGGCUGCUGCUGGAGGAGAUGGUGAAGGCAGAGGUGCUGAAGGCCAACAGUGAGCUGAGCCACAUCCACAUCCAGUCCAUGCUGCGGCGCUGGUUCAUGGAGACAGAAGGAGCUGAGAAGGGCUACCUCUGGGACAACAACCAGGUGGUGGUGGAGUGGCUGGAGAAACACAUGCAAGAGGACAAAGACGCCCGGUCAGCCAUCCGGGAGAACAUCAAGUACCUGAAGAGGGACUACAUGCUCAAGCACGUCCAGGGCUUGAUCCAAGCCAAUCCAGAGAUGGCCAUGGACUGCAUCAUCCAGAUGACCCAGCACGUCACCCGGGCUCAGAAGGCCCACAUCGCCCAUCUCCUUUCAACAGUAGAUGAUGACAACCCACCUUGA
Messenger RNA from Chaetura pelagica (chimney swift), 7089 nucleotides. RefSeq names its product acetyl-CoA carboxylase beta (gene ACACB). The transcript is spliced from 52 exons. The coding region runs from base 1 to 7089 and encodes 2362 amino acids. The record is from RefSeq and is a predicted model, not a curated record. Gene Ontology annotation, biological process: fatty acid biosynthetic process. Gene Ontology annotation, molecular function: ATP binding; metal ion binding; acetyl-CoA carboxylase activity. NCBI's taxonomy places the organism in Eukaryota, Metazoa, Chordata, Aves, Apodiformes, Apodidae.